Messenger RNA from Cheilinus undulatus (humphead wrasse), 8187 nucleotides. RefSeq names its product neurabin-2-like. Gene Ontology annotation, biological process: actin filament organization; calcium-mediated signaling; neuron projection development. The record is from RefSeq and is a predicted model, not a curated record. Gene Ontology annotation, cellular component: postsynaptic density; actin cytoskeleton; dendrite. Gene Ontology annotation, molecular function: actin filament binding. The transcript has 15 exons. NCBI's taxonomy places the organism in Eukaryota, Metazoa, Chordata, Actinopteri, Labriformes, Labridae. Bases 205 to 2856 code for a protein of 883 amino acids.
GCAGGCUCUCAGUCUGCUCGCUCGCAGGAGGAAUCAGCAGCAGCAGCAGGACAAUGGACUGUCUUCAAUACGGAUCCUAACGGGCACCGGGCUGUCUCCAAACACACUGGAUCAAAAGGAGGUGAAAGUCCAACAGCUCCAGGAUGCUGCUGUCCUCAUCCCUGCUAACUUGCUGUUUCCUGGGGGUUAUUUGAUUUACCAAACAUGAUGAAGACUGAGCCCCCAACGGCCACAGGGAGCAACGGGGCCUCCAGUGGGAGCAGUGGUGGGAGCUCCAAUCUGCGGAGUCCCUCACCCCACCGCAAUGCAUAUGAGGCAGGGCUGGCAGCGCUAAAGAAGGCCACCGACCACCUCAACAAUGCUGCUAAUGGAGGCUCAGAACCUUCCUCAAAGCCUGCGCUUUUGCCCCGCCCAACUGGGAGGGGCCGGAGAUACGGAUCAAAUGUUCACCGGAUCAAGAACAUGUUCAUGCAGAUGCAGUCCCCUGGUGAUGAGGAGGAUGGAGCCAAAGUGAUAGGCAAAGAUCAAGCAGUGAAACUCUCCCUGCCGAGGGCAUCCAGCCUCAAUGAGAACGUUGACCACAGUGCCCUGCUCAAGCUUGGGGCCACAGUCUCAGACAGAGUCAACCGUUUUGACCCGAAAGCAGGUGGAGAUGGUGGGGGCUCCUCUGUGGGAUAUUCCAAGCUCCAGGAGACCAGGAGGAUCUUUGAACAGCGGACUCUACAGGAGAAGCAGGCUGCCACAAACAGGAUCUUACUGACGAAGGAGCGUGCCUCAGGCUUUCAGGACAGCCGUCUAGAUGUUGUGGCUCGCUUCAACGGCUCCACAGAGGCUUUGGACCGGCUGGAUGACACUCCUGCUCCUACUCCUCCACCUGGUGCUGUUCCCUCUGCUAUCCCCUCGGCUGCAGCUUCAGUCGGGCCCGGAGAUGCUGUCAGCCCGACAGUGAGCCAGCUCAGUGCAGUGUUUGAAAAGAGUGAACCGCAAAACAAUGUCUACCUCCCCAAACGUCGGUCGGGCCCUGCCUUAGCACCAAAGCCCAAACCCCCAGCUAGAGCAGAGCCUCCUACGAGGAAGGGAAAGGUGAUCCCCCCAGGUAAGGAGACCCGUGAGGAGGUGCCAGGAGGCGUUGUGAGCACGCAGGCAGCAGAUCUUCAGGAAUCUGUACAGAGGAGCAGAGAAGAAGAGGUAGCUACUAAGGAAAAGGAGAGGUUAGGACAGUCAGAGGACCAGCUCUCCAACUCUUCACAUUCCCUAUCAUCUUCAGUGGCUUUUUCUUCCUCCUCGACCUCCUCAGAGGUCAAACCGCAGUCAGAAGCUCAGCCAACAGUGACUGAAGCCAAGGGUUCAAGUACAGAGGCUGCUCCUGAUCAGGGGCCACAGAUUGACGAGCAGGACGGUCCUUCUGCAGGGUCUGAGGCUACAGCCAGACUUGUGCAGGCUGAGGUUCACGCUUCACUAGAAAAUGGAGAAAAAGAACCUCAGAGUUCCUCUCCCUCAUCAGAGGAGAAAGAAUUGGACGCUGAGAAAGAGGAAGAAGAGAACGAUGAUGAUGGCUCAAGAAAGGAUGAUUAUUCAGAGGGGGAUCUGGUAGAUAUCAGUGCCUAUAGUGGACUUGGGGAGGACGACUCUGGGGGCAGCCAGCUAGAUGAUGAGGAGGAUGACGACGAUGAUGAUACGUUUCAACCAGAGACCAGCUGCUCUGAGAUGCCAGGCCUACCUGAGGAAGAGGAGCCCCCACCACCCAAUAGGAAGAUCCAAUUUAGCACUGGGCCAAUAAAGGUCUUCACCACCUACUCUAAUGAAGACUACGAUCGCCGUAACGAUGACAUUGACCCCAUGGCGGCAUCAGCUGAGUAUGAGCUGGAGAAAAGAGUAGAGAAACUUGACCUAUUUCCUGUCGAGCUGGAGAAAGACAGUGAUGGCCUGGGUAUUAGUAUCAUAGGUAUGGGUGCAGGAGCUGAUAUGGGUCUGGAGAAACUGGGGAUCUUCGUAAAGACAGUCACAGAGGGCGGAGCUGCACAGAGAGAUGGCAGAAUCCAGGUUAAUGAUCUGAUAGUGGAGGUUGAUGGGACCAGCCUGGUUGGUGUCACUCAGAGCUUCGCUGCUUCUGUCCUCCGAAACACCUCUGGCACUGUCAGAUUUGUGAUUGGUCGAGAGAAGCCCGGGGAGCAAAGUGAAGUGGCUCAGCUGAUCCAACAGACUCUAGAGCAGGAGAGAUGGCAAAGAGAGAUGAUGGAGCAGAGAUACAAACAGUACAUGGAUGAAGAUGAGGAGACAGGUGAAUAUGCAACAGACGAAGAGGAGGAGAUGAGCCCAGUGUUCCCAAACUCCAUUGAGGUUUUCGACUUGGCUGAAAACCAGGACAUGAUGUCCCCUGUGGAGCUGGACCCAGAGAAGUUGGCCCAUAAAUUUAAGGAGCUCCAGAUUAAACAUGCAGUAACCCAGGCAGAGAUCCAGCUCCUCAAACGAAAGCUGGCUCAUGCUGAGCAGGACAGGUUGCGUUGGCGAAUGGAGCGUGCUCAGUUAGAGCAAAAUAUCCGGGACAGUAAAGAGAGGAUGGAGAAACUUGAAGGAUACUGGAUGGAAGCACAGUCCCUGUGCAAGGCAGUGGAUGAACACCUGAAGGAAACCCAGGCUCAGUACCAAACCCUAGAGAGGAAAUACAGCAAAGCCAAGAGACUGAUUAAAGAGUACCAGCAAAAGGAGAUUGAGUAUCUGAAGAAAGAGACAGCUCAGCGUCGAGCACAAGAGGAAAGUGAGGCUACACACAAAGAGGAGGCCGACAACCUGCAGGAAAAGAUAACAGACUUGGAGACCAAAGUCGAUGCCCUGAAGAUCUCCAAACCAUCCUAGACUGCUGCUUGUUCCUACCUCCUACCUUUGACUGGAAAAGGAGGAGUUCUGCCUUCAUUCCGACCUGAGCUGUAAUUUUUCCCAAUCAACCAUUCUGCUGCACAGACAGGUGGCAGGAACGUUCCAAUAAGGAUGUAAGGAGGUCAACUAACAUGGAGAAAAGUGGCAACCUCUCAUCUGGCAUUUGCCAGCAGCUUACAGCUCUGUCAUUCAAUAAUCAAUCCCAGAAUGCACCUUCUGUAAUACCCACAAUCCUCAUUUUGUGUCUUCCUGUCAACUGGCUUGGCAAUCAACACAGAUGCUACAUUCAACAACCUGUGCUUUAUCUGUGAAUGAUCUCUUCUGGCUUCUCCACUCUUUAAUGACAGUAUGAUACUGGGAUUCUGUUGAUGAUUAUAAAGAAGCGCUUUUUUUUUAUUAACAGGCUUGUCACAAAGUGCUUUAUUGAGUAAUGAACAAAGGGGUAAAAAUGCAGAAUAAAUCAGAGCAAACAAGACAGGAUCAUGUGCUUGAUGCUGUGCUGCAUUUGAACUAAGUUGUUGCAAAACUGUUCCUCCUCUUGCUUGGGACUUGACUGGAUUCUCACUAAGAGGACUUACAUCUGUCUGUUUUGCCGUAUAAACACUGAUCGUUGGAAUCAAGAACUAAUAGGAGAAAUGGCCACCUCAUUUUCACCACAAAACUCAACGUAAAUUCUUAGGUGAAAAACACAAAAAACUUUGAAAAGGAAAUAGCCACCACCCGCUGAAAGAUAAGUAAUAAAAACUAUGAAGCCUGAUGGCAGAUGAAUUUCUGAAGAGCGACAUAAACUGUGAAAACAGAACGCCCACCCCAGCCUUUGGUUCUAGCCUACAUUCUGCAAGAAGGAGGGAAUCUGGCAGAAUCGUGCAUUUCAGGUCUGAAUUGUAGUGGCAUAUUGUUUGUAUAUAUUCUAUACAUGUAUUUAAAAGUGUUAAGAUGGCUUAAGCAAAUAAGUGGGUCAGAUAUCUGUAAGUAAGGCAGUCUAGAGAGUGACACUGGUGUCCUGCUUGUAGAGGGGUGAAAUGGUUUAGUAGUCCACAUUCAGUCUGUUUUCUCUCUUUUCUCAAGUUAUCAAUGGCAAACAGGGUGUGAAUAGUCUAAUGUGUGCUUAAAGAGCGUCAAAUUGUGUAUAUUUGUAAGUGUUUCAAGUGUGUGUGGGUUUACAUGCACUCAGGAUGGUUAUGUACAUAAUUGAAGUGAGUUAUUAGCAAUCUACCCAUAUCCAGGGUCAAAAAAAUGAAUUUGAAUACACUGGUCCCUGAGUCUAUUUGUGUUCAGCUUCCACUUGCACUCACUGUGUAGUUGUAAGAGCUCAGGCUAAAUGGAAAACUGAGUUGUUCCAUAUUCACAAACACAUAUGUACAAACAGACAAGCAGUGUUAUUUGUAGUUCAAAUAUUUCUGGGGGCAUAACUUCUAACAAUAUUAUUUUAGUUCUUGAGGUAUGAACUUAUAAACAAGUGCCAAAAAUUCCUGUCCAAUACUCAAAUUUUAAGACUGAUGUUGAUAUUAUGGAAGAAAAAAAAUGUUUUAAUGAUAUAUCAAACAGAAUACUUUUCAUAUAAAUACAUGCCAAAAAGUUUUAUUGAGGGAGUUUGCAUUUGUCUAUUUAAAAGUUUUAAAAAUUUGUAUUCAAUAUAUAAAUUUAAAAAUGAAUUUGUCAGUGCAGUGAGGUUUAUAAAGUAUUAAAUAGUGAAACCAUUUCAAACAGGCUAAAACUAUCAAGCUAGUUGAUAACAAUCAAGUUCAGUAGCUAUCUCUAUAUGCUAAUUAGCUCCCUAACCUCCCAAAAGUGUUAAAUGUACUUGUCACAAAUGUAUUUAAAAAAAAAUGCUAUUCUUUAUACAUUCAGUAUUUUUAGUACCCCAGCUAGGGAAGCUUUGUUAAGCUAACAUGUGGAAGGGAGCUUUAAUUAGAUUCUAAAACAGUGCUAAAGUCUAUACCAAACAUGUAAAAGAUUAAGAUUGAUUUUUCCUGUUUGGUGUGUUUUUUAUCUUCAUUUAAUGAUAACAGGCUAGCUAAUUCGCUAUCAAAUUACUUUUUAGAUGACGCUAGCUAGAUAGUGCUUUCCAUGUUCUUUAGCUCUUUUCAUGGGAUAACUUAAGUGUUGAAUUCACUCAUCUCAAUUGUGGAAAAAAGUAAGAUUACACAAAUGAGAAAGUAUCUUUUAUUCUUUGAUCAGUAUUUGUCUUUUUUUUUUAAACUUAGCCAAGUAAGUUAUGCUAACACAAUGGCACUCUGAGAAUCAUUAAAACCAGACCUGCAGAUUAUUUAGCAGCAUUGGCUAUAGUAUUAUUCAGGAAUCUGUGUGCAUGUAAACACACUCCACACCUCUUGCUUUCAGAGAAGAGUAGGGGGUCUUAUUGCCAGUAUUAAGACUAGUCCAAAAAUUGGUUGUAUGUAGUUGCUGGUCAUUAAGCUCAGUUAUUUUACAGAAACAGAAAACUAUUCUGAUGAUUAAUCGGGUACAGCCACAUAGAAAUUCUUUAUUGUAAAAUAUUUUAAGAAGAGUUUUUUUCUUUGACCGAAUAUGUUAGUAAAAUUAAAAUAUCUGGAAAGUCUUCGAAAGUGCUCGUGCUUCAAAGCAAUCAAAGAAACAUUUUUGCUUGUAAAACAACAAGUGCUCUGUGAGUCAAGUCUUACAAAAAUUAUGUCUACAGGAAUGGGAAUUGAAUCACUUACUAUGUUGAUGGGGUUUUUUUAAUCUGGCUCAUGCAUUUUUGUCUUGAAGGGAGUUGUUGAUGAUGAGUGAUAAAUACCAACUGAAAUAUUCCCAUGAGGUUGACGAAACUAUUAAUGGAAAAGCACUCACACAAAAACAAACUAACCAAAAGAUUCAUGAUGGGUUUUGCAGUGGAAAUGAUAAACAUGGUGAUUAAAAUGAAUCGUAUACUGUAUUUCAAUCUUGAUUAUACAGCUUGCUGGCGAGCUCUGUUAAGAUCAGAAUCCAAAAAAUUAGUCUGUCAGUAAUGAACUGUUUUUGUAAUUGUUUCCCUGUUUGAUUGUGAAAAAGAGGCCUGUGUGAGUCUAGUAUGGAGAAGAUGACCAUUAAAAUGUCACCCCCCAAAACAGAGCUUUAGCUAAUGCUGAUGUUAAAAUGUGUUUGUAUUCAAGCCAAGCUAGCAGCUCAAUUUGACCUGCAAAUGAGUUAACUAAACUGUAUCAUUUAUCAUCAGACUGGUUGGGUGAUUUUUAUUUUUUCCAGGAAAACUGGAAUAACUUUCUUUUUUAUCUUGAAUUUGAACAUGCAAAGUAUGAAAACUUAGUUUAUUAGCAAGUUAAUGGAAUUCCCAUCAGCCUCAGCCAUGAUUUAUAUUUAGUGCUAGUAAGCAAAGUUUUAGCAUGCUAACAAGCUUAACUAAAAUGGUAUACAAACCUGCUAGCAUGUUAAAGUUGGCAUUUAAAGCUUUGUAGCACCACUAAUAGCAUUUAACCAUCCAAGUAUAGAGCCAAUAGUGUGGCUGUAGAGUCUUAGUCUUGUUUAUAUUGUGAAUAUUAAGAAUAUUUUGUAUGUCAUCCCCAAAACAAGGAAAACAUGUACAUAGAAGCAUGUCACAAGAACAUAUUGACAGGUUCAAAGGGUGAUGAGACAAAAGCUUCUGGUCCAGUUUUUACAAAAUUCACAUUGUUAAAUUGUUAAUUCAUUGUUAAUUCACUGGCAUGUGUUUGGGAGCAGGUAUUAACUAUCAACAUAGGCUUUCCAUCAAUCAAACUGUACCCACAUACAAGUCACCUGGUUAUAAUGAAUUACAGACUGGCAGUGACCUAGAGAACUGGUGUCAGAUUUUAAAUGGCUUAUGGAAGAAAAAGGGAUGUAACUUCACAGCAUAGGGAUGUUUUCAUGCAAGGGGGAGUCCUUUAAAGAUCCCAAAGUAUUGGUGCAGGACUUGCAGUGAUUUUUAUUAAGUUUUAAUAGAUAGAAACACAGGUGUAGGGAUAGAGAAUUUCCAAAGGAAUGAAAAUCAGCCAUAAGCAGCCCAUUUGUGUAUUUUUAACAGUGUUGAUAAGAGUUUCACCUCCAAGUAAAACCAGUGAUAGCUGUUCAAUUAACGUUUAAACACCAAAUCAAAUUCAGGUUGCUUUGGCUUUUAAAUCUAAACACAUUAGGUGAUCACUUUGCCUUGUUAGUAUUCAUUAACUUGCUGCUUUUGCCUUCACACAGGCUUUGGAUGUGUUGUGCUGUAAGUGACCAUCACCGUCUAUGUCUACCCAUCACUCAUGCCUGAAAAAAAAAAAAAAAAGAUUGUUACCAGUGUUUAAAGAGUGUUUGCCAGUGAUUGCAGCACAGACUGCCAUAACAUUAGACCGAUUGUAGAUUGUAGAUGGACCAAUGCCUUUUAUUCCUCUUUAUUUAAAUCAUCUCUUUCCCCUGCCUCAUACUGAUGGAGCUUACCUUAAAACUGUUCUCCCACUGGUGGCCUCUGAGCAGCUUUUCUGAAGCAGGAGAGAGGGUUUAGUGCCUUGUUAAGGUGUUAAGAGUUGUUAAGAGAGGGAGCAGAGCACACCCGCUUGAGUUACAAACCAACUUUGACACAAAAGCUUGCAUUCACAUCAUGUUUGUAAGACUUUUGAAAUGUGUUUUUAUUGAAUGACACUUGACAUUAUUUCCAAAUCCAAGACCAAUACAGAUCCCAGUAGUGUUCAUGGUUUGAGUGUUGAUCAGCCUGCCCAAAUAAAAAAAGAGAUGCUCUUGGCUUUUUUGAUUGCCUUGUCUUGACAUUCCUCAGGGUCAAAAUUGCACUGAGGUGCACAGACGCCAUUGCAUUUUCCUACAUGUCCAGUUUGAUUUUUUUAUGCUCAGGGUGAAAAACUAACUGAAAUACUGGCAAAUUUCUGUCCUGUAACCACUGGUAACAUAAUCUUUUACACUUAACAACAGACUAGAACAGAAAUCUGGGACCAGUAUUUACAUGUGCUCAUCUCUGUGCUGCAGGAAACUUUAAAAUAACUCGAAAAAUGGGAGGUUAAAAAUACAUUAUCAUUUUUUGGACUGAUUUCAGCUUAUACUCCAACUGUACAUUCAAUUCCCCGAUUUAAGUCCUUUAGAAUCAACUCUUGGCUUAACUUCUUUAAAUAGAAAUCAUAGAGAGGUAUCAUGUGUUACAGUAGAUGUAUAACAGUCAAUGGAGCGGUGCCAAACAGUGUAAGCAGGACAAUCUGACAGUGUUUAAGGCAACCUUCGAGUGUGUCUCGGGUCUGAAACUGAUUUCCUUCUCUGCCUGGUUCUGUUCUUUAGUUAAUGUCACCAUGUUUGUCUGAAACAAUUCCUGUGUGUCAGCGUAAAUAAACAUGAAAUAUGUUAAACAAGAAA